UCCUGUUACAGCAGAGUUUUCACGUUGAUUCAAGCUUCUCUGCGACUCAAACCUCAUAGAUUGCACCCAAAUCGAAUCUCUUUUGAAUGAGUUACAACCCUAGAUUAUCUGCACACAGAAUCUUGUAAUUUUCUAUCUUCUGGCUGCUUACUGUUUCCCUGAUUAUAUUAUUAUAUUACCCCUAGUUAUUCGCUUGUUUUCCUACGCGAAAUCUGCGCUUUGGCUGGGACUCUUCUAAUUUCAUUUUUUUGUAUUUCCUUUUUUAUUUUGAGAAAUAGGAUCGAGUUGUAGAGAAUUCUGUGACAAUGGAUUAGGGGUUUUAUUUCGGGAUUUGAUUUCAUAAGCUUGGAGUGUUUUGAAAUGGAUAGAAAUGGAAUGCUUGUGUCAGUAUUUUUGUUGUUUUUUAUUGUUGCCGAUGUUUCCAAUGCUUCCUUGCUCUCGGCUUUUCGAAGAUUUGUAGCUGUGGCUUCUACGGGCACAAAUCAAAUUUCUCCAUCGCCAAGUCCGGAUCCUUUACUGGUUGGUAAUAGUACGACGUCAAAUGGGACAACUUCAAAGGAUAAGAAGGUACCAGAUGAUUCUAACAAGGUUGAUUCUGGUUCAAAGGGUUCGAUUGCGGGCCCGCCUCCCCAAAACAAAAAGGAGGAUGUAAAGGCUAAUGGAACAACAAAUAAGAAUGACAAUAAAACGGAUUCACAGUCUGAGGUUGGUCAAAAUUGUACUGGGAUGACUAGAAGGUGCAAGGAUCAGGAUAAAUUGGUUGCCUGCAUUCUUAAUUUUCAAACUGGGCACACAAAAUUUGUGGUUCUAGUUCAGAAUGAAGGAGAAAGCAAUCUGAAAGUGAAUCUUUCUGCUCCAAAUCCCAGUGAUAAUGUUGUGCUUGAAAUACUCAAACACCAAACUAUUAAGAUCAAUUUAACUGUUGGAAACGGCAAUGAAGUGAUACUGAAAACUGGAAAGGGGAAGUGUAUUCUACACGUUGAUCUUCCUGCAUCUCAGGAAAACAAUUUCUUGCAUCUUCCUUCUUAUGACAAACUGAUCACUCCCAUUAAUGGUGCCUACUUCGUAAUCCUCACGGUUUUAAUUUUUGGCGGGUUAUGGCUUUGCUGCUUGUUUAAAAAGAAGAAACAACAGGAUGGUAUUCCUUACCAAGAACUUGAGAUGGGUUUGCCAGAAUCUAGUUUAAACAAUGUGGAAACAGCUGAAGGUUGGGAUGAGGGUUGGGAUGAUGACUGGGAUGAGGAAAAUGCAGUGAAGUCCCCAGCAGCACAUCGCACGGGUAGUAUAUCAGCCAAUGGCCUUACUUCUAGGUCCCCAAAGAAAGAUCAAUGGGAAAAUGAUUGGGAUGAUUAAGAGACUUUUGUAGUGAAAAAGAGAUGAAGGUACAGGGGGGAGAAAGAAGAAAAAGAAUAGAUACACGAAAUUUGGGUGAUUGUUGGUAAAAACAUUCUCACACUUGUCAUGCUGACAUUUGUAGUUUUCUUGUAACAACGAGAGUCCAAAGUGGUCAUUUUCAUUUCUGAAGAACAGAGGUGAUAACUUUCUGCAUUUUGUGAAAUACAUAUUGUUCUUGGCUGCUUUUGUUC
Manihot esculenta (cassava) is the source of this 1586-nucleotide messenger RNA. RefSeq lists its product as uncharacterized. NCBI's taxonomy places the organism in Eukaryota, Viridiplantae, Streptophyta, Magnoliopsida, Malpighiales, Euphorbiaceae. The coding region runs from base 361 to 1353 and encodes 330 amino acids. The transcript is spliced from 4 exons. The record is from RefSeq and is a predicted model, not a curated record.